AUCACGCUCACCGCCAGGGAUCACUAUCGUCUUCAAAACAAAAACCCUAAAACCUCUCCAUCAACGCCGGCGGAGAAAAAAUUUGUGUCAUUCGCAGUCGCGCGAUGAAGGAAGAAGAAGUAAAUCGAUGCCAGAUUCAGAACUGGUAUCCCAAAUUCAGAUCCAUAACCAUUAGAACCAAAUUUCACAAGCUUCCAGAGUCGUUCAUCAGCUACCUCACCGACGAUUCUGGUCCGUUUCUUCUCCCUGAUUCCGUAACUAACGAAGACGCGAUGCCCAAUAGAGUCCACAAUUUCGAAGAAGAAGACGAUUUCCAAGUCUCCGAAGGUUCAGAUAACGAAGCAGAGACGCCAUUGAACCUCCCAUCUUUCCCACAACUCGAGAUCGAGAUCAUGGAAUCUAUCGAAACCCUAGGCGGUACUGUUUUACCGAAGCUGAAUUGGAGUGCACCAAAGGAUGCAGCUUGGAUUAGCCCAUCUCAGAAUCUUAGCUGUACUUGUUUCAAUGAGAUUGCUCUCUUGUUUCGUUCCUCAGAUUCGUUGGUUCAUGAUCUCUGCAAUGCUUAUGAUUCGUGUAGUGACAAAGUCUCUUCGAGGCCAGAAAGCUUCUACCUUGCGUUGAGAAAAUGGUACCCUUCUUUGAAGCCUGAGAUGGAGUUUAGAUGCUUUGUGAAAUCAAACGAGCUUGUUGGGAUUUCCCAGCGUGAGGUAACUACGUUUUACCCUAUUCUUCUCAGUGAGAAGGAUUUGCUCAAGGGUUUGAUUGAAGAGUUCUUUGAUGAUAAGAUUAGGUUGGAGUUUGAAUCAGAGAAUUACACUUUUGAUGUUUAUGUGACAAAGGAGAGAAGGGUUAAGCUAAUUGAUUUCAAUACUUGGUGUGGUUCUACUUUGCCGUUGAUGUAUACAUGGGAUGAACUUGAGAAGAUUCAUGGAGAAUGUGAUGAUGAAUUGGAACUGAGGAUUGUUGAGAGCCGUCGUAGCGUGCUUCCUGGUUUGAAAACUGCUGUUCCUUAUGAUUAUCUUGAUGUGAGUUCUGGUAGUGGUUGGGAUGAGGUUUUUAAGAAAGCGGAAGAGGAGCUUCAGAAUGAGAGUUUGGAUGAAGUUGCUUGAGCUUUUUGGUCGAAGCAGAAGUGUUAUUACUAGUUACGGUGGAACCUGAGAGUUCUCAAAGAAGUAAGAAGAUCUUGCUAGAUUCUUGGGGCUAUUUGAAGACUAGACAAUAAUUUUUUUUUAUUAUGACAUCAAUAAUAAGAUUAUCUCUUGUUGUUGUGCAAUGGUUUAGAUUACGAUGUUGGAACUUUGAUGGUGUCUCUUUCUUCUUAUAAGAUUAUUAUCUCUUGUAGUCUUUGUGAUUGUCUUUUCUUCUGCAAAGAAUUGGGAGGCAAAUUGUUUUAAUUAGUUUUCUCGUUA
Messenger RNA from Camelina sativa (false flax), 1409 nucleotides. RefSeq lists its product as uncharacterized. The record is from RefSeq and is a predicted model, not a curated record. NCBI's taxonomy places the organism in Eukaryota, Viridiplantae, Streptophyta, Magnoliopsida, Brassicales, Brassicaceae. Gene Ontology annotation, cellular component: cytoplasm.